AUGGACAAGGUUUAUCUGAACAGCUUCGUCAACAUAGCAGCGAGCGUGGGCUCCGGAAAGGAGGGUCUUUUCUUUGAAAGAGACAUUGCUUGGUCGGAGAGACUACAGCUGGACCUGAAAAUCGAUCGGGGCGACGGCAAAACCACUAGCGGCAGCUUCCUCCAUGUCCCCUACCACAACUGGGAGCGCAUUGAUAUGUCGCCUCUUUCGCAAAGAGGCUGGGUUCUGCAGGAGCAGCUAUUGUCUCCUCGCAUUUUGCAUUUCGACCGGAGGGAGGUCUUCUGGGAAUGCUGCCAGGCGGUCGCCAGCGAGAAUCUUCCACGCGGAUGGCCGAACAUCGACGCUGACAAAAUGGGCAAGGUUGCCAUGGUAGUCGCGAGGAAGCGGCUAAAUCCCUUGAACGACAAUCUAUGGGCCUAUGCCAACGACAAUGACGCCCCGGUCACAGGUUUCGCAGGCGAAGGCCUCCACUACAUACUGUGGUUCGGCCUCGUGCUAAAGUACAGUGCCUGCCAGCUGUCGUACGAGAGCGACCGACUUGUUGCCAUAUCUGGCGUGGCGAGAUACUUGAAGACUAUCAACAAGGAUCAGUAUGUGGCCGGCCUGUGGCGCAGGCAUCUGGAGAAGGAGUUAGCCUGGUCGACCACUCGUCCUCUGCCUGCUGACACGUCUUACCCGUAUUAUGCGCCGUCAUUUUCCUGGACGUCAGUCAAUGGGCUCAUCGAACCCGCGACCCAUCUCACCAGCGGAAAGCCCCUGGUACAAGUCCAACCCGUUCACAUGCCUUCAGCCAGCAAUUCAGCCACCGGACCUGCGCAGCGGGACCAACCAUUUCAACAAGACGUCUUCGGCCCCGUCUCAGGGCCGACGGUGCAGAUCAAAUUCCCGCAGCCCGCCGCCGCCCAAUACUAUCACCUCUAUGGUUGA
Molecule: messenger RNA, 927 nt
Organism: Lasiosphaeria miniovina
Lineage: Eukaryota; Fungi; Ascomycota; Sordariomycetes; Sordariales; Lasiosphaeriaceae
Exons: 2
Coding region: 1-927 (308 amino acids)
Source: RefSeq, a predicted model, not a curated record